Anopheles nili is the source of this 954-nucleotide messenger RNA. RefSeq names its product beta-1,4-galactosyltransferase 2. Lineage: Eukaryota; Metazoa; Arthropoda; Insecta; Diptera; Culicidae. The record is from RefSeq and is a predicted model, not a curated record. Gene Ontology annotation, molecular function: N-acetyl-beta-glucosaminyl-derivative 4-beta-N-acetylgalactosaminyltransferase activity. Bases 1 to 954 code for a protein of 317 amino acids. Gene Ontology annotation, biological process: carbohydrate metabolic process; glycosphingolipid biosynthetic process. The transcript has a single exon.
AUGAUUACCUUCCGCCUGUCGAACAAUGUGUACGCGUACACGGCGUACCUGGUGCUGAUGGUGUUUUUCUUGUGGCCUGGACGGUUCGCCAGUAUUUACGAUUACAUCGAAGGCGAAAAUAUCUAUGAUCAGCUGAUACGGAAGACGACCAAAAACAUCUCGCUAAUGCGCAACGGCUUGCGGUGCGAUUACAGUGAGGUAAUCGAAGAAAACCUAUCCUUGUACCGACCGCCCUUUACGGAGGACAUCAUCAACAACAACGUGCGACUGGGCGGCGAGUACUACCCGGAGGAUUGUUUGCCGAGCUUUAGCACGGCCAUCAUCGUGCCGUACCGGCAGCGUGAACACCAGCUGAAUCAGUUUCUCAUCUACAUGCACAACUUUCUACGCCGGCAGCGAAUUCACUACCGCAUUUUCAUCAUCGAGCAGUACGACCCCAAGCCGUUUAAUCGUGCGAAGCUGUUCAAUAUUGGAGCGUUAAUUGCAAUGGGACUGGACUAUCCGUGUCUCGUGCUUCACGACGUCGAUCUGAUGCCGAUGAAUCUGGGCAAUCUGUACGCCUGUUCGCGUAAACCGCGCCACAUGUGCUCGAGCCUGGACGUGUUCCGGUACAACUUGCCAUAUCGCGGACUUUUCGGUGGUGCUGUGGCCAUCGAGUCCAGCGUGUUCCUUAACAUCAACGGAAUGUCGAACCUGUUUAGCGGUUGGGGUGGCGAAGAUGAUGACAUGUACGAGCGGCUCCAGAACAAGCAGAUCGAAAUAUGCCGCUUCAGCCCGUCCUAUAGCCAGUACUCGAUGUUGAAGCACCGGAAGGAAAAGCCGAACAAGGACCGAAAAGCGUUCCUGAAAAACGGCAAGCUACGCUACCACACCGAUGGCCUGAAUUCGCUUGUCUACAAGCAGGUUGGCUUUAAGCUGCAUAACCUGUUCACGCACGUGCUCGUGGAGACAUAA